This is a messenger RNA of Nothoprocta perdicaria, 3056 nucleotides long. It is a transcript of the gene TFB2M, whose product is annotated as transcription factor B2, mitochondrial. Gene Ontology annotation, biological process: transcription initiation at mitochondrial promoter; rRNA methylation. Gene Ontology annotation, molecular function: mitochondrial transcription factor activity; rRNA (adenine-N6,N6-)-dimethyltransferase activity. NCBI's taxonomy places the organism in Eukaryota, Metazoa, Chordata, Aves, Tinamiformes, Tinamidae. The coding region runs from base 1 to 1134 and encodes 377 amino acids. The transcript has 9 exons. Gene Ontology annotation, cellular component: mitochondrial matrix. The record is from RefSeq and is a predicted model, not a curated record.
AUGGGUCCUGCCUCGGGGUACAUGAAUCGCCAUUUAACUCUUACAAACAGAAUUAAUUUGCCUUUUGCCCUCAUUCACCUUUUCUUUCAGGCGGCGCGGCUGGUGGAGCGGGCGCAGGGCCCGUCCCGGCGCAGGGUGCCCGUGCUCCGCCGCUUCGUGGCCUGCCCCGAGCUGGCGCGCACCGUGCAGCGCUGCCUGCGCGUCCACGCGGCGCCCGGCCCGCAGCCCCUCGUGCUCGAGUGCGCGCCUGGUCCCGGAGUCCUGACGCGGACUUUGCUCAACUCAGGGGCUCGAGUUGUUGCGCUGGAAAGUGACCAGGCGUUUCUGCCAGACCUGCAGUCCCUAGAGAAAAGCUUGGGUGGACAACUCAAAGUAGUUUAUGGUGACUUCUUCAGAUUGGAUCCUUUGGUCACUGGACCAGUAAAACCACCUACCGUAUGUUCUGAGAAGCUUUUUGAAUCUGUGGGGGUAGCAGCAGUUCCUUGGAGAGCAGAUGUACCUGUGAAAAUUUUUGGAAUCAUACCACAGAAAAAGGAAAGAAACAUGCUGUGGAGGCUGAUUUUUGCCCUGUAUGAAUGCAGUUCCAUAUACAGAUAUGGAAGAAUGGAACUUAACAUGUUUAUAAGUGAAAAAGAAUACAAGAUAUUAACAGCAAAACCUGGAGAAAAGAGGAUCUACCAAGCGCUUACUGUGCUCUGGCAAGUAGGAUGCGAGAUUCAACUUCUGCACAUGGAACCUUGGGCAUCAUUUUUAACUAAUUUGAAAAGUGGGGGACUGGCAAUACCAAAGAGCACGGCUCUGCCAAAUGAUCAUUUAUGUUUGGUUCGACUGACUCCCCGAAAAGAUCUAUUUACAGGAAGCAUGAAAAACACAAAUUCAGCAACCUUUGUUUUCCUGGUGAAACAGUGUCUUGCUAAACCCAGUUCUAGAAUUAUUGAUAAAUUAAAUUCAUGGAGCUUGUAUGAUGCCUGCAAGUUACUGAGAGAGCUAGAAAUUCCAGAAGAUGCUGAGACAGUUAGCCUGUACCCGGAAGACUAUAUGCGUCUCUUUGAUGCCUUGCAAAACUCUAAUGUGUUCACUGAAAGUUGGUUCCAUGAUGAAGUCUUGCAAAGUGUGAGAAAUAUAAACUUUUAAAUCUAAAGGUACUGAGAUUUAGAAGAUUUUAUUUGCUUCUGGAAGAUGACUAUGGUAAGAAAUGGUUUAAAAAGUUGGAGAUCCCGUUAGGUUGAUGAUUUCUGCCCAAACAGGAAGAUAAAUGCAUCAAGAAACAAGAGCUCUUCUCAGUAGGAUGCAAGUAUGGUGUUUGCCGGCGCUUGACUACAAUCCCAUCCAGAAUGGACAAAUUUUGCACUUUCUCCAGGAGCACCUUAGCAAAUGGCUGCUUUUGGAUAUACCACUUAAAUUGGACUUUGCACUACAUCGAUGUUGAUUUACGUAAUUUAAGGACAGAAAGGGGAAACACAAACAAAAAAUUACAGUGAUUUGUGCAGUUUGUAUUUAGUGCUCAGUCAUCUGAGUGUUAUUUCACAGAUUCCCAAAAUACACUGUUCCUUACAAAUAUUGAAUCUGUUUUAUCUCUGUGUGAUGUAAAACCCUUGCAAUGUACCCUUUCUGUCUAAAAUUAGUCUAAUAAUAAAUCGAGGGAUGGGACUAGUAGAAGGCAAGGUAAUGACAACACAAUAAAACAUCCAGAGACUUUUGUUUAGCUAGAAAUUUUGUCAUGUCUCUGAGAGAAAAAAAAAUCAUAGCUAUUUUUUCUUUUGAAAAAUUGAAAUUAGAAAACUAAUUGAAUGGCCAGUCUCUUCUAAUUUGACCAUAGGCAAACACCUGUAUGCACAUAGGCUUUAAGUUUGAGAACAAAGUCAGCACUCAGUGUUACACAAACUGUUUAAAAAUCUUACUUGCCAUGUUUGUCAAUUCAUUGUUCUUUAUGUAUUACCUAUAUAAAAAAUGUUAUCUUAAAACCAUAUGCUGUUAAAAUUCUCUUUUUAGCCAUAUUCCUUCAGAAUGCCACCAGUUGAUACUUCUUGGACUCUCACCAUCUCAUCAUGGAACUCUUUUGCUCUCGUGGUGCUGAGAUGCUGACAGAUACUACUGGUUAUGUUUUCUAUACUACCUCCUAUGAGGAAGGAAGCAGUCUGGUUAGAAAGACUUUUUUUUAAGGAGAAUGUAAGUUAAUAAAAUGUCUCUUUGGUAAAGGGCCAGCUUUUUUUUUUGUCAAACUUUGGAAAACAGUAGUGACCUAAACAUUGCAAACAGGGAUUUGUAUUUCUGAAGCAUAAUGUGAGGUAUUUUUGCAACAUGAAUUCAUCGCUGUCUUGUUCUUGCUGCAGAAAGAAAAUGCACUUGCAGCAGCUUCAGUUCACUGCCCAAGCUCGGCUGCUGUCCUUCAGUGCAGCGUUAGAGUCCCAGCUCUCUGCUUAAGCUGCUGGAAAGCUUUUGUCAUGAUAAAACUAUUAGAAAGCCUGAGGUUUAUGUCUCAUUAUGCCUCAGAAUGUUAUUUGGAAUGUGCUUUUGGUCUUGCAGAUCACAGGGUAUUUUUUUGUGUUCAGAGCGCUCUCUGAUUUAAGACUGCCUUAUAAAAUGACCACAAAUGGCAAACUUGCUAAUGCAGGAGCAAUUCCACCUCUUCAAAUUCAAUAGAUGAUGACUUGUUAAAUCUGCCAAUCAUCAAGAACCCAGUGUACCCUAGUCUGUGUUUUUCCUUCUUCCUAUAUCAAAUAUCUUGAUCUUGUUGCAGCACAAUACCAUAACUGAGCAUAUUGGAAGGAAAUGAGGACACUCACUGCGAGCCUGAACCCUGUCAUUAGCUCCCUGUUUGAAUUGUAAGCAGGGUGACUAAUCCCUGAUCACAGGUGUGAAGUGAGAAUAAUGCCCGCGAGUAUAAAGGUGGUUUUGAUAUUCCAAGAGAUGGAAACAAGUGAAAAAUGCUGGCUUGUGCAAAUGAAUAUGGGGGAAUGACCCUCAAGUCUAUACGCUUGGUUAACUGAUACCACACACUCAGUACUUUGUCGUCACAAGUUUACAACUUUUGUAGGGUGAUGUUGAACAGAAAC